Messenger RNA from Larimichthys crocea (large yellow croaker), 1137 nucleotides. The record is from the annotation of a RefSeq genome assembly. NCBI's taxonomy places the organism in Eukaryota, Metazoa, Chordata, Actinopteri, Sciaenidae.
AUGGCAAACCUACGCAAAACCCACCCGCUCCUAAAAAUCGCCAACGACGCACUAGUUGAUCUCCCCGCCCCCUCCAACAUCUCUGCCUGAUGAAACUUUGGCUCCCUACUCGCCCUCUGUCUAGGCGCCCAAAUCCUCACAGGACUCUUCCUCGCUAUACACUACACAUCCGACGUCACCAUGGCCUUUUCAUCUGUCGCACACAUCUGCCGUGACGUAAACUACGGGUGACUCAUCCGAAAUCUCCACGCUAAUGGUGCCUCUUUCUUUUUCAUCUGCCUCUACCUCCAUAUUGGCCGAGGCCUCUACUAUGGCUCCUAUCUUUACAAAGAGACAUGAAACAUCGGAGUCGUACUCUUUCUCCUUGUAAUAAUGACCGCUUUUGUUGGCUAUGUGUUACCUUGAGGCCAAAUGUCCUUCUGAGGUGCCACCGUCAUUACAAACCUCUUGUCAGCAGUGCCUUAUGUGGGCAAUACCCUAGUUCAAUGAAUCUGAGGGGGCUUUUCAGUUGACAACGCUACCCUCACUCGUUUCUUUGCCUUCCACUUCCUCUUGCCCUUCAUUGUUGCAGCUGCAACUUUUCUACACCUACUCUUCCUUCAUGAAACAGGCUCAAACAACCCACUUGGCCUGAACUCGGAUAUAGAUAAGAUCCCAUUCCACCCCUACUUCACCUAUAAAGACCUUCUAGGCUUUGCAAUCCUCAUUAUCUGCCUUACCACCCUAGCUCUCUUCUCCCCAAAUCUCCUAGGUGAUCCCGACAACUUUACCCCCGCUAACCCCCUAGUAACUCCCCCCCACAUUAAGCCAGAGUGAUACUUCUUAUUCGCCUACGCCAUCCUGCGGUCCAUCCCAAACAAACUAGGCGGAGUCCUUGCCCUCCUGGCUUCUAUUCUCGUCCUAAUAGUAGUUCCCAUCCUACACACAUCCAAACAGCGAGGAUUAACAUUUCGCCCCAUCACCCAAAUUCUCUUCUGGACCCUUAUUGCAGAUGUCUUCAUCUUAACUUGAAUUGGGGGCAUACCAGUAGAACACCCCUUCAUCAUCAUUGGCCAAGUAGCAUCCGUCCUAUACUUCGCCCUCUUCCUAAUCUUCCUUCCGGUGGCAGGUUGACUAGAAAAUAAAAUUCUUGAAUAA